AUGAGGUUGCCCGCCUCAGCGCUCGUCACAGCAUUCUUGCUUGUUGGUCCUCAACACGCUCAAGCAUCCCUUGCCAAGUCCGAAGGCCUCAACACCUUGUUCGAAGCGCUCGCUGAUCUUACUCGUCCUGCUUCCCAAAAGCGUCUCCCCGCUGGCGCAAACACGUUCAGCUUGAGCUCUGACCCUCGACAGUCUGGUGUUCAAUGGAGUGUUCAGCAGACCCAGCCUACCAUCCUAGAGGAUGGCAAACUCAACGUCCCCGACUUCAAGCUCGUUACCCAAGGUGAAAAGUCCAAGUCCGCUCAAUCACCUGCCGCUUCUUCGCCUGACUCGGCUUCCACUUCCACCUCUGCGAGCAGCAACCCUGGUAUCACAAAUGCCAAGCAGGCUUUUUCCUCGAGCUCCUUCUAUCCCGUCAACCCGCCUUCUUUCCCUCUUGCUGUGAGGAGCCCAUACUUCAAUGCUUGGCUUCCUUCGGGCUCUAACUUGGACUCGACUCCUCCCAACACCGUCGGCAAUGGCGGCUACUUGGCUGGCCAGUGGCCCUCAUUCUGGACCUCGUCAUAUGGUGCUGACGGCGAGUAUCGUCUCGGUUGGUCUGGUUACAUCCGUAUCGACAACGUCACUUAUGAAUGGAUGGGCAACGGUUUUGGCACUCUUGUUCGUGCUGGUUCCGCUGCCACACAGCUCAGUGCAGAGUACACUGCUACUCGUACCAUGUUCACUUUCGAAGCUGACAAGGUCAAGUUCAACGUCACUUUCCUCACUCCCAUCACUCCCGAUGACUACCUUCGUCAGAGUCUGCCCUUGAGCUACCUGCACGUCGAGCUCGACAAGUCCACCAUCAAGGGUCGUAGCAUUCAGCUCUACACCGACAUCGACGAGCGAUGGGUUACUGGUCAUGACUUUGAUUACGAGAACUACGCCUACGACCAGCAGUACUACGAGAAGGAUGACACCUCGGUCUUCUUCGUCACACGCAAGCGUCCUCAGGUCUACACUGAGUACCGUCAGCGUGCCGAGUGGGGCAACGCCACUUAUGCUGCUAGGAACCACACCGGUCUCUCUUCACGUAACAACAACAAUGUCGUCGUUCACACCGAGUUCAUUGACCGUGGCAAGCUUUCGUUCGAUCAUGGUCCCGUCGGUGGCCCCGACAACUCGUUUGCCUUUGCCAUCGACUUUGACGCCAAGCAUGCCGAGAAGGAAGCGCUCUUUGUCGUGGGUCACAUGCGUACACCUUAUGUCAACUACAUCCGUGCUAAGUAUCCCGGCAGCAACUCGACCAAGAGCUACCAGGAGGAUCGCUACGGCUACUGGCAGACCAAAUUCGGUGACAAGCUUGAAGAUGCUGUUGCUUUCUUCAUGAACGACUUUGAAUCGGCUCUUGAGAAGGCCAAGGCUUUCGACAAGCAGGUAUUGGACGACUCGCGUGCUGCUGUUGGUGGUGGCGAAGUUGGUGACAAGUACGCUGCUAUCACUCAGCUUUCGCUGCGUCAGGCAUUUGCUACUUUCGAGAUCACGGUCAGCAAGGACUCCAAGGGCAAGUACAACACUUCCGACACUCUUCUCUUCCUCAAGGAGAUCUCAUCCAACGGAGACAUGUCGACCGUCGAUGUCAUCUUCCCUCUCUUCCCCCUGCUCUCCUACACCAACCCCGAUUUGCUUCGCGAUUUGAUGCUGCCGAUCUUUGAGUACACCGAAUCCGGCAUGUACCCCAACAAGUGGUGCGUCCACGAUCUCGGUACUUACCCCAACGCCUCCGGCUACAACGAUGGUAACGAUGAGCCCAUGCAAGUCGAAGAGUCGGGCAACAUGAUUUGGAUGACCCUUCACUGGGCCCAGCUGGUUGGCAAGGACAAAGCAGUCCCCUUCCUUACUCAGCACUACGACAUUAUGAAGCAAUGGUCAGAGUUCCUUGUCGAAGACAGUCUCAUCCCCGCCGAGCAGCUCUCCACAGACGACUUUGCCGGAACCCUGGCCAACCAAACCGACUUGGCCAUCAAAGGUAUCUCGGCCAUCGCCGCUAUGGGUCGUAUCGCCGAUAUCCUUGGUCACAACAAAGACGCCAAAUUCUACGCCAACAUCUCAUCCACUUACAUCAAGCUCUGGCAAGACUACGCUAUCUCUCACGAUGCUUCCCACACCAAACUCGCCUACCAAGCCGAUUCUUCUUGGGGUACACUGUACAAUCUCCUCGCUGAUCGCCUUCUCAACCUCAACCUUGUGCCUCAUGCUGUUUACAAGAUCCAAGAUGGAUGGUAUCCACGUGUGCAGGAGAAAUAUGGUGUACCUUUGGACUCGAGACAUAAAUGGACAAAGACCGACUGGGAGAUGUUUGCUGCUGCAGCUUCCGACGAUCCUGCUACGCACAAGCUGUUCAUUGAUUUGCUCUAUGCGUUCAUUAGGGAUGGAAAGACAGAUGCACCCUUUACGGAUCUGAUGGAGAGUACGACGGGUGAUUUCCCUAAGCAGCCGGAGGAUCCUUUGAUUCACUUCCUUGCUCGACCUGUGGUGGGUGGUCACUUCAGUUUCUUGGCCAAAGCCAAGGCGGAUAAGGCCAACGGUAUCGCAGAGGGUGCGUACAGGUACGGCGAUGAGAAUGAUGUUAUCACUGGAAGGAACGUCACCAAGCCACCUGGUAAGGAUAGUAAGAAGCAGAAGCCUUUCCAGCUGUCGGACUUGACGAGGAAGAAGUCCAACAAGCUUUCGAGCGGAUCGCAGCGUGCAUUCCAAUUGCCAGUCCAGGCCUAG
Molecule: messenger RNA, 2754 nt
Organism: Ustilago hordei
Lineage: Eukaryota; Fungi; Basidiomycota; Ustilaginomycetes; Ustilaginales; Ustilaginaceae
Product: putative glutaminase A
Exons: 1
Coding region: 1-2754 (917 amino acids)
Biological process (GO): carbohydrate metabolic process
Source: RefSeq, a predicted model, not a curated record